Oenanthe melanoleuca is the source of this 7277-nucleotide messenger RNA. It is a transcript of the gene PTPRU, whose product is annotated as protein tyrosine phosphatase receptor type U. Gene Ontology annotation, cellular component: membrane. Gene Ontology annotation, biological process: protein dephosphorylation. Gene Ontology annotation, molecular function: protein tyrosine phosphatase activity; protein binding. The record is from RefSeq and is a predicted model, not a curated record. The coding region runs from base 123 to 4571 and encodes 1482 amino acids. The transcript is spliced from 29 exons. NCBI's taxonomy places the organism in Eukaryota, Metazoa, Chordata, Aves, Passeriformes, Muscicapidae.
UUGAGGCGCGGGGCGGGCGCGGGGCCCCGCUGCGCCCCCGCCGCGCCGGAACCGCGGGCGCGCAGCGGCGGCGGCGGCCACGGCCCCGCCGCCCCCCGCCCGGUCCCGGCACCGGCCGCACCAUGCGGAGCGCCCGGGCGCUGCUGCUCGCCCUCGCCCUGCGGGUCUGCGCGCUGGACACCGAGACGCCCGCCGCUGGCUGCACCUUCGAGGAGGACAGUGACCCCAGCCAGUGUGAGUACAGCCAGGGCGAGGACGAUGACUUCGACUGGGAGCUCCUCCGCAGUUACCUGAUGCCUCACCUGACCCCUGACCUGCCUCAUGGCUCCUACUUGAUGGUGAACUCCUCUCAGCACACCCCGGGCCAGAAAGCUCAGCUGCUGCUCCAAGCACUGAGUGAGAAUGACACGCACUGCCUGCAGUUCAGCUACUUCAUGUUCAGCCGGGACGGCCGCAGCCCCGGCGCGCUCAGCGCCUUCGUGCGCGCGGCCGGGGGCGCGCUGGGCAGCGCCGUCUGGAACGCGUCCGGCUCGCACGGCCGCCAGUGGCACCAGGCGGAGCUGGCGGUCAGCCUCUUCUGGCCCAGCGAGUACCAGGUGCUGUUCGAGGCGGUGGUUUCCAGCGAGCGCAGGGGCUACCUGGGCCUGGAUGACAUAUUGCUCCUGAAUUAUCCCUGCUCGAAAGCGCCGCAUUUCUCGCGCCUGGGCGACGUGGAGGUGAAUGCGGGACAAAACGCCACCUUCCAGUGCGUGGCCGCGGGCAAGGCGGCCGAGGCCGAGCGCUUCCUCCUGCAGAGGCAGAGCGGCGAGCUGGUCCCUGCGGCCUCGGUGAAGCACAUCAGCCACCGGCGCUUCCUGGCCACGUUCCAGCUGGACGCGGUGUCCAAGGCGGAGCAGGACCUGUACCGCUGCGUCACCCAGGCCGCCCGCGGCGCCGGCGUCUCCAACUUCGCCGAGCUCAUCGUCAAAGAGCCCCCCACCCCCAUUGCACCUCCCCAGCUGCUCCGGGCCGGCUCCACCUACCUCAUCAUCCAGCUCAACACCAACUCCAUCAUCGGCGACGGCCCCAUCGUGCGCAAGGAGAUCGAGUACCGCAUGACCUCGGGGCCCUGGUCGGAGGUGCACGCUGUCAACAUGCAGACCUACAAGCUCUGGCACCUGGACCCCGACACGGAGUACGAGAUCAGCGUCCUGCUCACCCGGCCCGGCGAGGGCGGCACUGGCAAGCCGGGGCCACCGCUCAUCAGCCGCACCAAGUGUGCAGAGCCCAUGCGAGCCCCCAAAGGCCUGGCUUUCUCUGAAAUCCAGUCCCGACAGCUGACGUUGCAGUGGGAGCCCCUGGGCUACAACCUGACCCGCUGCCACAGCUACACCGUGUCCCUGUGCUACCGCUACUUCGUGGGCAGUGGCCACAACCAGACCUUCCAGGAGUGCGUGAAGAUGGAGCGGAACAGCAACCGCUACACCAUCAAAAACCUGCUGCCCUACAGGAACAUCCACGUCAAGCUCAUCCUCUCCAACCCUGAGGGGCGCAAGGAGGGCAAGGAGGUGAUAUUCCAGACAGAUGAGGAUGUGCCUGGCGGCAUCGCCUCCGAGUCCCUCACCUUCACGCCGCUGGAGGACAUGAUAUUCCUGAAAUGGGAGGAGCCGGUGGAGCCCAACGGCCUCAUCACGCAGUACGAGAUCAGCUACCAGAGCAUCGAGUCCUCAGACCCCGCGGUGAACGUGCCGGGCCCGCGGCGCACGGUGUCCAAGCUGCGCAACGAGACCUACCACGUGUUCUCCAACCUCCACCCUGGCACCACGUACCUGUUCUCGGUGCGGGCCCGUACCGGGAAGGGCUUUGGCCAGACUGCACUCACCGAGAUCACCACCAAUAUCUCCGCUCCCACCUUCGACUACGGGGACAUGCCGUCGCCGCUGAGCGAGUCGGAGAGCACCAUCACGGUGCUGCUGCGGCCGGCGCAGGGCAGAGGCGCUCCCAUCAGCACCUACCAGGUGGUUGUGGAGGAGGAGCGGCCCAAGAAGCUGAAGCGGGAGCUGGGCGGGCAGGAGUGCUUCCCGGUGCCGCUCACCUUCGACGACGCCGUGUCCCGCGGCUCCGUGCACUACUUCGGGGCAGAGCUGCCUGCCAGCAGCCUCACCGAGGCCAAGCCCUUCACUGUGGGGGACAACCAGACCUACAGCGGCUACUGGAACCCGCCCCUGGAGCCCAAGAAGGCCUAUCUCAUCUACUUCCAGGCCAUGAGCAACCUCAAAGGGGAAACUCGGCUGAACUGUGUCCGGAUCGCUCGCAAAGCUGCCUGCAAAGAGAGCAAGCGUCCCCUGGAGGUGUCCCAGCACUCGGAGGAGAUGGGGCUGAUCCUGGGGAUCUGUGCUGGGGGGCUCAUCGUCUUGAUUAUCCUGCUGGGAGCCAUCAUCGUUGCCAUUCGGAAAGGGAAACCCGUGAAUAUGACCAAAGCCACCAUCAACUACCGGCACGAGAAGACGCACAUGAUGAGCGCCGUGGACAGGAGCUUCACGGACCAGAGCACCCUGCAGGAGGACGAGCGCCUGGGGCUGUCCUUCAUGGACACCCACGGCUACGGGCACAGAGGUGAGCAGCGCAGCAGCGUGGUGAACGAGUCCAGCAGCCUCCUGGGGGGCUCCCCGCGGCGGCAGUGCGGCCGCAAGGGCUCCCCGUACCACACGGGGCAGCUGCACCCCGCCGUGCGCGUGGCCGACCUCCUGCAGCACAUCAACCAGAUGAAAACGGCCGAGGGCUACGGCUUCAAGCAGGAGUACGAGAGUUUCUUUGAAGGCUGGGAUGCUUCAAAGAAGAAAGACAAGACCAAAGGGAGACAGGAUCAUGUGUCCACAUAUGACCGUCACCGCGUGAAGCUGCACCCGCUGCUGGGGGACCCCAACUCUGACUACAUCAACGCCAACUACAUCGAUGGCUACCACAGGUCCAACCACUUCAUAGCCACACAAGGGCCCAAGCAGGAGAUGGUGUACGACUUCUGGCGCAUGGUGUGGCAGGAGCACUGUUCCAGCAUCGUUAUGAUCACCAAGCUGGUGGAGGUGGGCCGGGUAAGGAUCCCAUCCCUGUAUCCCUGUACCCCUGUAUCCCUGUAUCCCAUCCCUGUAUCCCAUCCCCAUCCCAUCCCUCCGGGCUCCAGCUCUGCUGGAAGCACCUCCCCAGAGCCAAACCCCCCUUCUGUGCUCUCCUUGCAGGUGAAAUGUUCCAAGUACUGGCCGGAUGACUCUGAGAUGUACGGGGACAUCAAGAUCACGCUGGUGGAGUCAGAGACGCUGGCUGAGUACGCUGUGCGCACCUUCACCCUCGAGAGGCGGGGUUACUCAGCGCGGCACGAGGUGAAGCAGUUCCACUUCACAUCGUGGCCCGAGCACGGCGUCCCGUACCACGCCACGGGGCUGCUGGCCUUCAUCCGCAGGGUGAAGGCGUCCACGCCGCCCGACGCCGGCCCCGUCGUCAUCCACUGCAGUGCUGGCACAGGGAGGACUGGCUGUUACAUUGUCCUGGAUGUGAUGUUGGACAUGGCCGAGUGCGAGGGCGUCGUGGACAUCUACAACUGCGUGAAGACGCUCUGCUCGCGGAGGAUCAACAUGAUACAGACGGAGGAGCAGUACAUCUUCAUCCACGACGCCAUCCUGGAGGCCUGCCUGUGCGGGGAGACCAGCAUCCCCGCCAGCGAGUUCAAGCCCACCUACCAGGAGAUGGUGAGGAUAGAGCCACAGAGCAACUCCUCGCAGCUGCGGGAGGAGUUCCAGACCCUGAACUCGGUGACGCCGCACCUGGAUGUGGAGGAGUGCAGCAUCGCGCUGCUGCCCCGCAACCGCGAGCGCAACCGCAGCAUGGACGUGCUGCCGCCCGACCGCUGCCUGCCCUUCCUCAUCUCCGUGGAUGGAGACAGCAACAACUACAUCAACGCGGCCUUAACCGACAGCUACACCAAGAGCGCUGCCUUCAUCGUGACGCUGCACCCGCUGCAGAACACCACCACCGACUUCUGGCGGCUGGUGUACGACUACGGCUGCACCUCCAUCGUCAUGCUCAACCAGCUGCACCAGUCCAACUCCGCCUGGCCCUGCCUGCAGUACUGGCCCGAGCCGGGGCUGCAGCAGUACGGCCCCAUGGAGGUGGAAUACAUCUCGGGGGUGGCGGACGAGGACGUCGUGUCCCGGCUCUUCCGAGUCCAGAACAUCACACGGUUGCAGGAGGGGCACCUGAUGGUCCGGCACUUCCAGUACCUGCGCUGGUCAGCCUAUCGAGACACCCCGGACUCCAAGAAGUCCUUCCUGCACCUCCUGGCCCAGGUGGAGAGGUGGCAGAAGGAAAGUGGUGAUGGCAGGACUGUGGUGCACUGCUUGAACGGAGGAGGCCGGAGUGGCACCUUCUGUGCCUCCACCAUGAUCCUGGAGAUGAUCAAGUGUCACAACAUGGCAGAUGUUUUCUUCGCUGCCAAGACCCUCCGCAACUACAAACCAAACAUGGUGGAGACCUUGGAGCAGUACCAUUUCUGCUACGACAUAGCACUGGAAUACCUGGAGUCCCUGGAGAGCAGAUAGCACCUGGCCAGGAGAGGGGCAGCAAGGGCUCGUGCAGGGGCUGUGCCAACUGCCCUUCCAGCUGGACACUGUGCCCCUGCCUGGGGAGGGAAACAGCAAAGGAGCCACCAGGAAACUCUCUGGAUCCAGAAAGCAAAAGGACGUGGAGAUGUGUUGGCCACUCUCCAUCUCCAUCCUGUGCUGCCCAUCCUCCCUGCCCUGGGUGUGCCCGGGUGCUGGAUCCCAGAAAUCAGCCGUUCCUCGGGUCACAGCCGGCUUGGUGUGCGGGGUGCAGCCCUGCCGUGCUCUGCAGAGCUCGGGGGCGGGAGCAGGAGGCCAGAGGGAGCUGAGGCUGCUCCCAGCAGGGAAGGAUGGGCACUGCGAGAUGUUGCUCUUUUGUGUGUGCGAUUGAAGCUGCUCCUCAGGAGCCGGAGGUUUUCCCUCGGUGGGAUUUUCUCUGAGCCGGAUCAAAGACCCCCCAGGAGCUCCUGAGUUUCUUCCCGUUGGCACCAUGAGUUUGAUCCUGUUCUAGUUCUGUGAGUUCUGACCCUUUGUGUGUCCUGGACAGGCAGGGAUGAGGGAUGGGAGGGUGGAGGGCACUGGCCAUGCAAUGUCCCUCGGCAGGGACCGUCCUGGUGCUUUUGCAGAGCUCCUGAGGGGAUGGUUCUCCAGCAUCUCCACACCUUCCUCUCCAUCUGGAGGAGUGAAUUCCUCCUGUUGUCCCACAGGCACUGGCCCAUGGGUCUGUUUUAAACCCUUCCCUUGUGCAUCACUUCGUUUGAAGCAAAAUCCUCAAAAUUCUGGUCUGUCCCAAGCCCUGUCUGGAUUCCACCCCUGGGCAGUUGCCUGUUGAUGCUCUUGGCUGUUGCUGGGCCUGGUGGGGUGGGAGGAUCAGUUUUGGAGGGUGUUGUCUUGGGCUGAGCUGUGCCUAAGCCAUGGCCAUGCACUGGUGCUGGACAGGGGAAGGUCCCCACACUCCUGUGCCACCAGGGCUGGUGGCUGAAGCACCUGAUGCUUUUUAGCUCCAUCCUGCUGCAGGUGGGUGUGAAAUGGCACUUUUUCCAUCUGAUGUUGUGGUAAUCACAGGGAUUCUGCUCUCAGCCUGGUUAUAAUAAAAUAAACAGCCUUGGGAAGGCAUCCAGGUGUGGGUCUGCCCGGGGCACUGAGGGGAGGUUGGUCUGUCCUCAGGGCCAGGCAGAACCUUCACCAUCACUUCUGGGGGUGGAGCAGAGCAGAUGGGAAGCUGUCCUCCAGGUGCUGAAGGCUCAUGUGGCAGCCCUGUCUUUGAUCCAUCAGUCAUCCUUCACCCAUCCAUGCUCCCCCACCCUCCAGCCCACCUCCCCAGGCAGGGGCAGCUUCCCACCCUGCCUGCCUGGGGCUGGCAAUCCCUUUGCCCAGGGAAUUCUCCCCAGGGAGUCAUGAGGCUGCACAGCUGUGUGCUGGAGGAACAACCCAGAUGUUUCCAUCCACCUCCCAAGGGUGGGGGAGAGCAGGAAGAGCCAUCCCUGCCCUCUCUGCCCUGGGGCAGUGUGCCACUGCUGUGCUGGUGGGGAUUUCAGCACCACCCAACCCCUGGCUCUCCCACCUUCUCCCUGAGGAAUUCACAGCCUGACAAUAAUUUAUUCCAAGGGCUAUAUGACAUCAUUCCUUCCUUUCCAUCCCUGCUGUCUCACCUGCUGUGUGCCCAUUCUGUCUUGUCACCAAAAGGUUUUUUUACCCCAGCUGGCCCAGUAACACCAGUACCUGGCUACAGCACUACUCACACUGGGAUAAACUGGUGUCCUCUUCCCAGUCCCCAUCUCUCCAUAGCCCUGUCUGCGCUGUCCUAGGGAAGGUGCUGCAUGCUGGGUGCAGAAAUUGUUUGGUUUUGUAUGAAAAUGGCUGAGCUGAGCCUCUGAAAUCCCUGGGGAUGGGAUGGUUUGGGGGCUGUCCAGCCCUGGGAGCUGGAGGGAUGCUGCUGCCUGGGCCACCCCAUCCUCCCUGUGGUCCAGAGGGAGGGAGGGUCCCACAGGGCUCUGCAGGUAAAGUAUUGCCAGAAAGGGGAAAGGGAGGACAGCUGAAACCCCAGUUAGUUCUACAGAGACAGCAGAGACUGGAGGAGUUGUAUAUAUGUUUUAAAGUUGAGAUUUUUUUCAUUUUUAUUUUAUUUUGAUACCUUCUUGCUGGGUGUCUCUGGGUUUUUAGGGCAUCUCUGGCAAAGGGCAGAUUUUGAAAUCCAAGUGCUAUAAAACCCAACCCAUCUCCAACUCCUACUGAGAUGUCCCUCUGACACGAGGCAAGGACAUCCUGUACAUAGAAAUAUAUAUAUAGAAAUCUAUAAAUAAAAAUAUAAAUACUGUUCUUAAGAUGGAUAAUGUUUAUUGGUAUUACAGAUUGGAGUGGUGUUUUUUUUUUUUUUUUAAUAAAAACAAAACAAAAAAAAAGGGAAAAAUUAAAACUCAAGAAAAACCACCAAAUUGGAACAAUUUUGUCUAUAUGCAAAGUGAUCCUAAAAGCUGGCAGCAUCCCAGAGCUGGUGCCAAAGGGACCUGGGACCAAGAGGCAGCUCCACCAUGGAGGAGGAUGGACUGAGGGACUGAGGGAGGGACAUGUCUGAUGUGGAUUGUACCACGCACAUCCAGCUGUUGUUAACUAGUUUUUUUUUUAUUAUUUUGUUAUUAUAUUAUUAUUUUUGGCUUUCUUUCCUUUUAAGAAAAUCAGUUGCAUAAAUAAAUGUUCCAAAUUUGU